AUGUCUGCUAACGACUGUGGAAGCGGCGGCGGCGCCCAGACCUACACCGGUCUGCGAAUCGCGUCCAUCUUCAUCAUCUUAGGGACUUCCAUGUUUGGCGCACUUUUCCCCGUCGUCGCUCGCCGAGUCCCUUGGCUGCGCGUACAUAUCCCAUCGACCAUGUUUCUGAUUGCCAAGUACUUUGGUAGCGGAGUAAUCGUUGCGACGGCUUUUAUCCACCUUCUAGAUCCAGCUUUACAAGAACUUAGUUCCCCGUGUCUGUCCCCGGCCUGGCAAGAAUAUCCAUAUGCUCUAGCCAUCUCGCUCGGCAGCAUAUUCGGAAUCUUCGUGAUCGAAAUCUUUGCUUUUCGCUGGGGUACAGAGGUACUUCGCAAGGCCGGUGUUGGAGCUCCUCAAGGACAUAUGCAUGAUAUCGAUGGAGGACGCGGCCAGGAGAUCGAAAAAAUUCAGGGUGACGCCGAAUCCGGUUUGGAAAACUCCUCCCUCGGCAUUGAGGAAACCGACAGCCAGGAAUCAGCCAUUGGACGAAUCCUGGGGGUUAUGAUUCUGGAGUUUGGAGUCCUGUUGCAUAGUGUACUAAUCGGACUUACCCUCGCGGUCGACCCCGAUUUCAAAAUAUUGUUCGUCGUCAUCAUCUUCCACCAAAUGUUCGAGGGUCUCGGUGUUGGCUCCCGACUGGCAUACAUGGAGCUUCCGCGAAAAUACGCAAUGGUUCCGAUCAUCGGUGCUUGUCUCUAUGGGAUAACAACACCAAUCGGCAUUGCGGCGGGUCUGGGCGUACGCACGACGUACAAUCCGAACAGCACUACCGCGAGCAUUGUCAGUGGUGUGAUGGACGCCUUCAGCUCCGGUAUCUUGAUCUAUACUGGUCUCGUUGAGCUCAUGGCGCAUGAGUUUGUCUUCAAUAAGAAGAUGAUCGAGGGGCCUACAAAAAAUUUGGUCCUUGCUCUCGGGCUUAUGAUGCUUGGCGUUGGCUUAAUGGCUCUUCUCGGGAAAUGGGCUUGA
Messenger RNA from Fibroporia radiculosa, 1005 nucleotides. RefSeq lists its product as uncharacterized. The record is from RefSeq and is a predicted model, not a curated record. Gene Ontology annotation, molecular function: zinc ion transmembrane transporter activity. Gene Ontology annotation, biological process: zinc ion transmembrane transport. The coding region runs from base 1 to 1005 and encodes 334 amino acids. NCBI's taxonomy places the organism in Eukaryota, Fungi, Basidiomycota, Agaricomycetes, Polyporales, Fibroporiaceae. The transcript is spliced from 7 exons. Gene Ontology annotation, cellular component: plasma membrane.